This is a messenger RNA of Mugil cephalus (flathead mullet), 5973 nucleotides long. RefSeq lists its product as uncharacterized. The transcript has 7 exons. The coding region runs from base 254 to 2647 and encodes 797 amino acids. NCBI's taxonomy places the organism in Eukaryota, Metazoa, Chordata, Actinopteri, Mugiliformes, Mugilidae. The record is from RefSeq and is a predicted model, not a curated record.
GAUGACAGAUAGAGAUAGAGCAAGGGAUGAGAGAGAGAGAGAGAUGCACAAUAAUCUGCCAAUACAGAUUGGGCCCGUCUCUUCUGCUCUAAUUCACUAGCAUCAUAAUAGCACCGGUCGAUAUAGCCCUUUUCUCUCUUUUUUUCUCCCCCUCUCCCUCUCUCCUCUCUCUCUCUCUCUCUCUCUGUCGGUUUCCGUUUACUCUCUACCUCUCUCGACCAAACACACACACGCGCCGUAGCGGCCAGCUUUCAUGCGUCCCUCCUCGCGCCGGCGAGUGGCCGCCUGGCUGCUCGCGCUGCCGUUGGGUAGAGGAGGAGAGGAGUGCGCGCGCCGCGGCCGCCUGGAGAUGAUCUCGUUUUGGCUGCUGUGCUGGAAACUGUUGAGAGCAACAACUGGGUUAAGGAGGAACACACCUGAGCUAACAGAGGGCAACCACGACAACAGUAGUUCAAGCAACGAUAAUUCUGACAACAACACACACAACUCUCCCACCACUGCACAUCCAGCAGAUCCUGUUACCAUGGAGAUCAGCUCUUCAACACCACUAGAAGACCUGGAAAGAGACAACUUAUUUAGCCACCAUAGCCAGGAAGUGGAUGAACGCCAUUGCCCAGAGGUCCAUGCAGUGGAUGAAGAGGCUGGAGAUAGAGAAAACGGAAAUGGAGACCAGUGUGAUUAUCUCGUCUUUGAGAUAGGAAAGGAAAAAGGGAGAGAGGGAAGAGCUGAAAGUGAAGCAGAGGAGGAGAGAGGAGACGAUGGAGAAGUCGAAAAGAGGGGAGAAAUAGAAGGAGAAGAAGAAGGAAGAGGAGAAACAGAGGGAGAAGUUGAAGGGAGAGUUGAACUGGCGAUACAAAAUGAAGAUAGAUGGAAAGUGGAUGGAGAUGAUGGAAUAACAGGAGAAAGAGAGACUGAUGACUUGAUGAGAGAAAUAGAGGGUGAAGAUGAAGGGAGAGAAAAUAUAGAUGGAGAGGACAGAGGCAGUGGAGAGACACUGGGAGAAGAUGGAGGCACAAAGGAAGAGGAUGGAUGGAUGGAAGGAAACGACGACCUUACAGACCUCCUCUUCAUCUCCAACACCUCACUGUGCCCCUUAUUAUUGGAGCCCAAUGUCGUCGCCUCAGUUCCUCCUGAGGGAACAGUGCAGGAGGCCUGGAGCCACGACCUUGGCAACAGAGAUGACCUUAGCGAUGGCCAUCUUAGUGACUGUCUCCAAGCAGAGCUGGCCAUUGUGUACUCAGACAGUGAUGCAGGAGAAGACCAAUGGGCUUCCUUCCCGCCCUGUGAUGUCACCAGCCAGGUUCAAGGAAGUGGAGGGAUUCUUGAUGGUACAUGUGACAGAGAGAGCAAUGAAGAGGGGAGGGAAGAGGAAGAGGAUACAAUUGAACCAGAAGCUGGAAAAGAAGAGCAGAAAGAGGAAGUGGAAGAGGAGCAGGAGGAGAGCAGGGGUAUUGGAAGUGUGGAUACUGAGCAGAUGAGGUCGAGGAGAGAUCUUUUCCUGCGGUCUCCGUCAGUCAGCUCCACAGCUAGCUCCACAGACCCCGAAAGGAGAGUUCCUGUAGACUUCUGUGUGCACCAGGAGAGUCAGAGUGAAAACGUCUCCACUGAGCAUGUGGACUUCCUGUUAGCCCGUCAGCAGUGGAAGAAAAUGGAGGAGGAGGUCAAAGGUCAGCCCAUCCCCAAACCAGGACUAAGAGCUCAGGGGAGCUUCCAAGGAACCCACACUUCACUGUACCCCCCCACUCGCAGCCCCCGACUUAAACACAGGGAAAUUCAACCCCCCGUGCCCAGGGAACCUCCUCUGUCCUCCACCCUGUCCCCCAGUUCAGAGGACUCAGGCCUGGAUGACUCGUCUUACCGCAGUCCCUUAGAGGAGCCAGAGAGUGCUGUGGAGAGGGAGAUCCGACUGACUCUAGAGAGAGAGGAACGGCACCGCAGGGAGAGGGGGAUGAUAGCACAGGGCCUGACUAUACCCAGACCGUCCUCCUUGCAGACAAGUCGAUCUCCACCCAGACCUCCGGCCUGCCGCACUCCUACUUUGUCUAUCUCUCCAUCACCUUCGUGCUCCUCUUCCCUCCCCCGAUCUAUCUACCAUGAAAUGACAGCCAAUAAUGUAAUCAUCUUGGAGCCUGAUUCCUCUAGCACCACAUCGAGGAAUCGUCUCAUCUCCUCUGCGAUUAGUGGCCUCUCUGACUGGCCGGCCAGCCUGGACGCGGUGCCCUCGGCCAACGUCAUUGUCGUGGAAACCUCCAACCUGAUCAUUCGCAGCGCCUCUGAAUUCUGCCUGAGCUCUGCCCCUGUGUCUGCAGAAACGCAGGAGAGCACCUUCUCAUCCAAUCCCUUUUUCAAAUUGCGCUCCCUUAGCAGCCAGUCGCUGGUUGAGCAAGAGAUCAAGGUGGUGAGGCAGAGGGAAGAGGAGUGGAGGAGGCAGAGGGAGGAGAUGUGGCGGAGGAGAAGAGAGGAGGAGUGGAGGAGAGGAAGAGAGAGGUAUGACACUGUUCUGGUGUCCCCGGGCCUGAAUGAUAACGUCAGUUACAAUGUGCCAGCGUUGGUUCCAGACAAAUGUGUCUCCUCCCCUUCGUCCCCCUCAAGGUCCCGCAAAAUGGAACGAUCCAGUUUGUCGUGUGAUCACAAGUGGUUUAGCUGAAUCUCCCCCUCCCUCCAGUUUCCCCCCUCCCUCUCUUCGGUGCCUCGACGACAGAACGCCAUGGCGCAGCGAUGGGAGGCCUCCCUAUUAGCCAAUCAGAAGAAGGAGUGAGCAGUGAUAAUCCUUGACUGUCAGCCAUUUCAAAAAGCCAAAAUGAAGUCCCACACCUGCUUCUUGCUCUGUCCAGACAACUCAAAUGGUCCACUCAGCAGCCAGUCUGCAGUGUAGGCUAGGAACCAAAAUGGCUGACACGUUUCCUGCGAGACGCCAUUAACAGAGGAAAGAGAAGUUUCCUUCAGUGACCAUGGUUUCCAAAGUUAUGGUAAUUUACUCUAUCUAAUGUGGAUUUCCAUAAUGUUGAAUUAUCUGGAAAAGUCUAAAGUCUUUAAAAGUCAAACUGUUCUUUUGCAUGAUAUGUGAAACAUUAUGGCACAUUGGAACUGCCUGGAACAUCACAUUUCCUUUAGCUAAAGUAAGCUGCUCCGCAUACAGUGUAUUCCCAGGAGGUUCCACAAUAAUAAGUGCUUAUAAAAGAUUAAGACCACCACUGUUUUUGACAUGCGCCAUUAAAAGUGAACUUCAGAAGCACGUGUCAAAAUCGGUGGCAUUUUCCUAUUUAUUUAAUAUUUACAGCACUUUUGUUUUGUAGAUGUUCACACAUUAGGGCACUAGUACAGCUAUUUAUUCAUAUUUAUAGAUUUUUAUCAGUAUGACUGAUGCAGUGCAGUGAUUUUCAAACCUUUUCUGGGUCACGUUUUAAUUUCAGUUUGUUUUGAUCAGCAUAUAUUCAAGUAACUUCAGUUGCAUUUUAAAAUCCUGCAGCUAUGCAUCCUAGAGAUUUGAGAAGGUACAUGCAAAAAUAACUGAGCAUGUGUUCUUUUUGAAUCACUAUUCACGUCUUUUAAAGGUGCCAACCCAGACUUUGAAAAUCACUGCCUCAGUGAAAUGUUAUAAUGAGCCAUUGAUCAAAAGAGUUUGGUCGUCCCAGGUUUUUCUUCUCAUUCACGUUGGCUAAACUGUGCUAGUUGCUCACUGAAGACCACUGAGUCACAGUCGCACAGAGGAGCUUUAAGCUUUUGUCUCAGUCGCCAUAAAAUGCUAUGUUGUAUGAAACAGCGUGUGGAGAUUUGUAAACAAAGUUGAUUGUAUUUUGCACAAAACCUACAUUUGAGCCUCUGCUUCUUUUAACCUUUUUGCAACUAACCGCUCAGUUUCAGAUUAGCUUCGGAUAGCAUGCUAGCUGAACUCAAUAAAAUGCAAUAUGGAUGCAUAUUGCAGGCACACAUUCACGCUGGGUCUGAGCACACCUUCCAAAUGUGUCGCCUCACCACCAUAAUGGAUUAAUGGAUGUCACUAGCACAGAUGCUGGGACAGUGGGUGCUGCAACUAAAGCUUCUGUUGGAUUGAUAGAACCUGGCCAAACUCUGUCCGUCUGUGGCUCACCUGUUUUAACAAACUGAGCACUUGUGAAAGAGUCCUGAUAUUUUAACCUUAAGGUGUAGUGAAGAUUUUUACAUAUUUUUAUGUCCUGUCCUGAUUCUUAUAAAAAGAGAUUUAUUGUAUUGUAUUUUUGCUGCAUAUAUUUAUGAACUGACCAAUGCUUCUAAAUCCCUAAAGCUCUUAUUUGUUUAUAAUCAUGUGAUAGAAUUCUUGGAAAUGUGAAGUUGCAAUGCUAUUUAGGAGAUGACUUUUUGUGUGAUGUGUAUAAGACCAGUCCAUUCUCCUUACACCAACUUUCAUUUGACUUCUGCAAUAUACAUCCAAAACAAGCUCAUUCACUGCUCACCCCCAAAAACAACAACAACAACAACAAAAAAAAACAACUCAGAAAUGCGAUGACUUCAGGGGGAAACCGAGUCAAAUGCUGACAAGAAAAGUUUCAGUUCAGCGUCACUAUUUACUGACUGUGCAAAAUGCACAAAACUGCGUUCAAGCUGUGAGUAACUGUGCAAGCUGUGUCUGCACAAAUUAUGUAGCUGGUUAUCCUCGUAGACUUUCAGCCCUAAAUGUUUCGAGGCAAAGCUCGUACUCAUUGUAAGAUUUGGUUGCUGUAAUGAAUCUGGAUGAAAGUAGUGAUGUUCCCGGAAACACCAGCCAGUCCAAACCUGGCACAAUGUUUGCUCCUUUUGUUCAGCUGCAUUGUCCAAACAGGUCAAAUAUUUGAAUUAAAUACAACAUUAAACCUGCAUACAGUUAUGUCAUAGCUAAAGCUACAAAUGUCAUUAACAGAGCAAUAAUUUUUAUAACUACUGGCAUUAGAGGGCCCAAAUAUAUCAAAAAGACUCUAAUGACUCAGAAAUAUUUUUUCUUCUUUCUUUUUUUUUUCAAAUCAACUAACGUUUAGGGAGAAACUGACAGUUUGAGAGUGGCUGUUGGUGGCAUUGCACUUUGAAGUACUUCUGCACUAGCUUCAACCUCAAGCCUUGGUAGCCACCACAUCAGCCACCCUCUCUGAACCCUCUGAUAUAUUGUCUUCAUAAUUGAAACAGUUCUAAAAUGAAUUUAAGCCUCCAGUCACUACCAAACCAGAAUUUAAAUGUAAGGCAUUUACUGUUUCUAACUGCACACCAUAAAUAUAAUUUCACACUAAUUUUUCCUGCCUGUAAAUGCAUGUAUGACCAACAAAAUCUGCUUCCUUUAGAUGGAAUUGCUAGAUGGAGUGAACGGCAAUAGCUUGAGGUUGUCAAACAACCUAUAGUCCACAUCUUAUUUAGUUUUAUGAAAAAGUCUAUAUUUUUGUUUGAGAAUUAAUGAAGGUUGAACUUAGUUUGUUAUAUUGUAUGAACAGGUGUUGCAUUUCGGUGGACUUGACAAAAUGUGUACAGUCCCUCCAAAGCUUCAACCUGUGACAGUACGUUGACUUUGCAGUAAGAGCUGUCAUGUCAAAUACAGGGAGAUGUAAAGCUCAGCAUGUUGUUUUGUCACUGUGUUAGAUAUACUGUAUGAUAGCACCUAUUACACACUACUGUAUGCUCAGUGUUUUCCCUUUGAUUUUAUGGUAGCUGGGAACUUGUAUUCACAUCCAUACCUGUUUUUGUUUGUUUUCUUGGUUCCAGGUUUAGUUUAGAUGCGAUUUGUGGCAUCACUACUAUUUAACACACAUUAUUAGCAUUAGUUGAGAGACAGUGCAUUUAGUCACGUUUUCAGUUUUCUUGCCACUUUUUGGGGAAUGUGGAGGCCACUUGCUGGGAUAAUCUCUAUGGACUGUUUUCCUCAGUAGUGUCAUCUACUAUGACUCUGUUUGUUUGCCUUGAGUUUCAGUUAUUCAUUAUUGCCAAAUGAAAGGUCUGGUAAUCUUCAAUAAAGCGUGUGACUACUGACUUCCA